Messenger RNA from Engraulis encrasicolus (European anchovy), 1431 nucleotides. RefSeq names its product carcinoembryonic antigen-related cell adhesion molecule 5-like. The transcript has 8 exons. The record is from RefSeq and is a predicted model, not a curated record. Lineage: Eukaryota; Metazoa; Chordata; Actinopteri; Clupeiformes; Engraulidae. The annotation marks the transcript as partial.
AUGUGUAGAGAUAGCUGCAGUCUCAAUAGGACAGAGAGAAUCUCCAGUGUGACACUAGUAGCCAGUGAGACUGAGCUGGUGGAGUUCAACAGCACUGUCACUCUCACAUGCUCCGCCUCUGGCUCUCCCACUUCAUUCCAGUGGUUUAACAGGAGUGAUGAGGUCACAGGAAGUGAUGGAGGGACUCUGACCAUAGAGAGUGUGACACGCUAUGAUACUGGGCCAUACAAGUGCAAUGCAUCCAACAUCGUCAGCUUUGGAAUGAGCUCUGAGAUUCUUGGAUCUACUAUCACCCUGUCCUGCUCCUCUGAGUCCAGCCCUGCUGCCCAGAUCCAGUGGGCUCUGAAUGGAACCCUGCUGGGUAAAGAGGGACCAGAACUCAGACUGGAGAAUGUUCAGACCAGUCAGAGUGGAGAAUACACCUGCUGGGCCCAUAAUAGUAAAACCCUGAGGUAUACAUUAUCAUAUCCAACAAGCAUCAUUGUUUUUGAGCGAAUCUCCAGUGUGACACUAGUAGCCAGUCAGACUGAGCUGGUGGAGUUCAACAGCUCUGUCACUCUCACAUGCUCCGCCUCUGGCUCCUCCCCCUCAUUCCAAUGGUUUAACAGGAGUGAUGAGGUCACAGGAAGUGAUGAGGGGACUCUGACAAUAAUGAAUGUGACUCGCAGUGAGACUGGGCCAUACGAGUGCAAAGCAUCCAACAUUGUCAACUCUGAAAUGAGCUCGGGGGUCUCUUUGACCAUUGCCUAUGGCCCAGACAGUGCUGUAGUUAAAGUGGCACCUGAAGCUGAGUUCUACAGCUCAGGAUCUACUAUUGUCCUGUCCUGCUCCUCUGAGUCCAGCCCUGCUGCCCAGAUCCAGUGGGCUCUGAAUGGAACCCUGCUGGGUAAAGAGGGACCAGAACUCAGACUGGAGAAUGUUCAGGCCAAUCAGAGUGGAGAAUACACCUGCUGGGCCCAUAAUAGUAAAACCCUGAGGUAUAAACUAUCACCACCAGCAAGCAUCACUGUUUUUGAGCGAAUCUCCAGUGUGAAUGUAGUAGCCAGUCAGACUGAGCUGGUGGAGUUCAACAGCUCUGUCACUCUCACAUGCUCCGCCUCUGGCUCCUCCCCCUCAUUCCAAUGGUUUAACAGGAGUGAUGAGGUCACAGAAAGUGAUGGAGGGACUCUGACCAUAGGAAGUGUGACUCGCUAUGAUACUGGGCCAUACAAGUGCAAUGCAUCCAACAUUGUCAGCUUUGAAAUGAGCUCUGAGGUCCGUCUAGCCAUUGCCUAUGGUCCAGACACUGCUGUACUGACAGUGACACCGCAUGCUGAGUUCUACAUCUCUGGAUCUAGUAUCGUCCUGUCCUGCUCCUCUGAGUCCAGCCCUGCUGCCCAGUUCCAGUGGGCUCUAAAUGGAACCAUGCUGGGUAAAGAGGGACCAGAACUC